This is a messenger RNA of Hemiscyllium ocellatum (epaulette shark), 3601 nucleotides long. Its product is annotated as HIV Tat-specific factor 1 homolog. NCBI's taxonomy places the organism in Eukaryota, Metazoa, Chordata, Chondrichthyes, Orectolobiformes, Hemiscylliidae. The record is from RefSeq and is a predicted model, not a curated record. The coding region runs from base 118 to 1584 and encodes 488 amino acids. The transcript has 9 exons. Gene Ontology annotation, biological process: mRNA splicing, via spliceosome. Gene Ontology annotation, molecular function: RNA binding. Gene Ontology annotation, cellular component: U2-type spliceosomal complex; U2 snRNP.
GUUCGGCGAUUCUGCGUAUCCAGGUGCUUUAAGGCGACUUUAAGAGAGUGGCGGCUGAGCGCCUUUAUUUUUGGGCCGAUUGCUGUUAAAUUCCCUCCCCCCCGGGUCAGGAGGAGGAUGAGCGGCGAGGAGGUGAACGCCGAUUUCCACGAGCAGCUCCGGCUGCAGCGGCUGUUGGAGGGCGGACAGGCCGAGGAGGCGCGGGGCCGCGCGAGCACGUUCGUGGACGCGGACGGCACCGAGUUCGAGUGGGACUGUGAGAGGAAGGCCUGGUUCCCCAAGAUCACUGAAGAUUUUCUUGCAACCUAUCAUGCAAACUAUGGUUACGUUGAGGAGAACCCUGAGAAUACUGGCAAUUCUACCACUGAAACCGAGAAGACAGCAACAGUUCUACAAAAGUCUUCACAGAACAAUAUGCCUCAAGGGGACCCUAAAGAAUCAAAGCAAAAAGGGGAGAAAAGAAAAGUGGAUGCAGGCUGGAUUGACGUUGAGGAGCAGAGGAACACAAAUGUGUAUGUGUCUGGACUACCUCCAGACAUAACAAAUGAUGAAUUUGUGGAACUCAUGUCAAAAUUUGGAAUCAUCAUGCAAAACCCUGAAACAGAAGAAUAUAAGAUUAAAUUGUACAAGGACAAAGAUGGAAACCUCAAGGGAGAUGGUCUCUGCUGCUACUUGAAGAAAGAAUCUAUUGACCUUGCUCUCAGAUUUUUGGAUGAAACUGAAUUGAGGGGAUAUAAGCUACAUGUAGAAGUCGCCAAGUUUGAGAUGAAAGGACAAUAUGAUGCCAGCAAAAAGAGGAAGAAAAGCAAAGACUACAAGAAGAAAUUGCUUCUGCAGAAAAAGCAGCUGGAUUGGAGACCAGAAAGAAAACCUGGCAGUUCCCGAUUACGAUGUGAACGAGUUGUAAUCCUUAAGAACAUGUUUCAUCCAAAGGAUUUUGAGGAGGAUCCAUUGGUUUUGAAUGAGAUCAGAGAUGAUGUUCGACUAGAAUGUGAAAAAUUUGGUCAAGUCAAAAAAGUGCUUAUAUUUGAUAGACACCCUGCUGGAAUAGCCUCUGUAGCAUUUAAAGAAGCAGAACAAGCAGAUCAAUGUAUCCUGAUGCUCAAUGGAAGAUGGUUUGGUGGACGCCAGAUAACCGCUGAGACGUGGGAUGGUGUUGUUGAUUACCAGAUUGAAGAAACUGUAAAAGAAAGAGAAUACCGUUUGAAGUCAUGGGAAUCCUUUUUGGAAGGGAAGUCUACCAAUGACCCAAAGACUACAGAGGCAAGUGGUCAAGCAUCUUUAGAAGUCUCAGCUCCUCCAGAGGAUAGCACAGAACGGUCUGAGGACAAUGGAAAGCAAUCAGCAGGCAGUUUACCACCUUCAGAAGAUAACGAAAAGUUAUCAGCGGACACAGUAACGCUGUCAAAGGACAAUACAAAACCUACAGUGGACAGCGCAGCACUUUCUGGGGACCAUAAACACCAAGAUGUGAUUGAUUCUACAUCUGAUACGGAGAAGGCGGAAGAGAUGUGGAUUGAAGAAAAUUUAUCUACGGACAGCAGUAUUGAUGGAAGUGUUGAUGAUGCAGAAGAAGAGCAGUGAGUUCUUACUGGGACCUUGCUUUUAAAUGACUGCUUAAAAACACCAUUUUUAUCUGAAAUAUUGUAGAACACGGCUGGACAUCUGGUGUGCAGGUUUUUAAUUGUCAAGUUGACUGCUUUAAUUGAAAGAAGCUUUAAUAUAGUUAAUAUUUGAUGUCAAAUGUGUAUUUAAGGAUUGUGCCAUUUUAUGCUUAAUUGAGAGAAACCUUUCCCGUCUUAACUUCUUAUCCACUGACUUCAAUAACCGUUCUUCUCUGCUGGGAAUACGUUGAGGUAAAACUGCAAAUAGUUCUCAAUUUUCUUUGCAGUUUCUUCAUCCUUUUUCCAUGCUGCCUGAUAAAGCAGUAUUUUGUUUCUGUAUAGUUUACUAAAUGUCAGCAGUUGUUGGCUGUGCCAUCCGAAUCACCCUUUUUUUAAUAUAAUGUUUAGAAAUUGAUAAAUUCCAGUCAUGUAGGAUGCUGCAGCAGAGUGCAAAGCUUUCCAUGUGAGAUCUCGCGCCAUCUAUCAUUUGAUGUUCCUAGUACCAGGAACCAUGAGUGGUAUUUUUCCCUUUACUUUCUCUCUCUCUCUUCAGUUGAGUUUAUUGAGUUCAUAUUGCCGCAAACGCGUGAAAACAGUGGACAGGAGGUAAUCCACUUCUGCGUUUAGCCUGUCUCUCACAAGCGUCAUGGUAUAUACAUUCUACUAAGUACCUGAAGCCUGUAAUGUUCUGGGAAAGGCAAAACAGUUAAAACCCAACUAAGUUUUGAGGACGCAGGGGUUAUCUCAAUGAGGCAACAGAAACUGUUUUCUAAUCAGACUGAACAGAAGUGCAAUUUUAAAAAUCUCCCAAUACCAGGUUAUAGUCCAAUAGGUUUAUUUGGAAGUACAAGCUUUCACAACGCUGUUCCUUCAGGCAGCUAGUGGGGCAGGAUCAUAGGACACAGAAUUUAUAGUAAAAGAUCAAAAGUGUCAUACAACCGAUGUGAUGUAUUGAACAAACAGAUUACUGUUAAUUCUUAGAAUGUGGCUGUUGGUUUUGAGUGAUUUAAUAUGUAAGUGCAAUUGUACACUUUAUGGCUCAAAACUAUUUGGGGGGGAUACUCCGCCUACAUUUAGGAUCUCUUCUAAAAGUGGUGAAAUUAUUCUCUCUAUAAAUAUGCACCAAGGAAAUAUCCUCUUUCUUUUAAAAGAUGCGAAUGACCCCUCGAUAUAUUUGGAAUAAACUGGAAGGAGGUAACUUCAUUGAGCAGAAGAAACCAUAAUGGCAGUGAAUCAUUCCCUACACUUUGCAUCUUGAGUGUUGCAUGCUGUGUGUAAUCUGGAAGAAAAGUUCAGUUUUAGUGAUUUCAGUUAUUGAACUAUAUUUAGGAUUUAAAAGUUCUUUCCUUCAUCACAUCUAGAUGCAUUUAUUAUAUCAAAAUAUUAAUGUUUGUAAAGUGUCAGAUUUGUUGACUUAGAAACUUCCAGUAGCUGUAGUCUUGUCAGAUUCUGUUCUUCCUGUGAAUUCCCCAACUGUUUCUUUACGUUUUAUCUGCUUGAAAUCUAUUUGCAUGAUAGCCUUUCGCACAUUGUUUCCCAUUUCAGGUUUGUCAUAGCAUGUCUCCUCUGGGAUAAGUUCAAACUUCUGUUUUCUAACUAUUUCCCUGAGCUGCUGGGUGAAACACAUUUAAAGUACCUGUUCCCCAUGCCAUCAGUUUCAAUAAGUUUGAUCAUUUGGUAUGGUAUAGCUCUCAAAAGCUCCUGAAAUAACAUCCAGAAAAUGUUAGGCAUACUCAGCAAGUCUGACUGCAUUUGUGUCGGUGGUGGGGUGAGAGAGAGAGAGACACACAUUGUUUCAGGUCAGUUAUUACUCUUCAUUGUUCUCCUGAAGGACUGGCCCUAAAAAAAACAUUGUCUUCUCAGAUGCAGUUUGACAUGCAGUGCUUUGACAGCACUUUCUAGGAUGUGCAGUAUUUGUCUUCUGUAUUUUGGGGAAAAAAAACACUGAUUCAUAAGUGAUCAUCUUUUCCACUGGAAUAAAAUUGUACUGAAGAGGU